Messenger RNA from Bicyclus anynana (squinting bush brown), 2257 nucleotides. Its product is annotated as acyl-CoA Delta(11) desaturase-like. Bases 9 to 788 code for a protein of 259 amino acids. Gene Ontology annotation, molecular function: stearoyl-CoA 9-desaturase activity; iron ion binding. The transcript is spliced from 4 exons. Gene Ontology annotation, cellular component: endoplasmic reticulum membrane. NCBI's taxonomy places the organism in Eukaryota, Metazoa, Arthropoda, Insecta, Lepidoptera, Nymphalidae. The record is from RefSeq and is a predicted model, not a curated record. Gene Ontology annotation, biological process: unsaturated fatty acid biosynthetic process.
CUAUAGUGAUGUAUAUAGCAUCUGGCUUCGGUAUCACGGGCGGGGCGCAUCGGCUGUGGACUCACAAGGCUUACAAAGCGACAUUACCACUGAAACUGUUCUUUCUCAUGUGCUUUGCUUCAAGUGGCCAAAAUUCCAUAGAGCAAUGGGUGCGCGACCAUCGUGUCCACCACAAGUUCAGCGACACGGACUCAGAUCCGCACAACGCCAACCGCGGCCUGUUCUUCUCGCACAUCGGGUGGUUGAUGCUGAAGAAGAACGACCAAGUGCUUGAAGCCGGGAAACUCAUCGACAUGUCUGACAUUACUGGCGACCCUGUACUCAGAUAUUUUAACAAAAACUUCAUCAAUUUGAAGAUACUAUUUUGCUACGUUCUACCGCUGCUCAUCAACGUGUUUAUACUGGGAGAGAGCUGGCAGUGCGCGGUGGCGUGGCAAUACUUCAUCCGCUUCCUCGGCAUGUUCCACAGUGAGCUGACUGUCAACAGCCUGGCGCAUAUUUAUGGAUACAGGCCUUAUAAUAAAAAUAUUGUGCCCAAAGAAAAUCGUUUUGUGGCAACCUGCACAUUGGGAGAAGGAUGGCACAACUAUCAUCACGCAUUCCCAUUUGACUACAAGGCUGCCGAGCAUUUCGACUUCUUCAAUUUUUGUACAACAUUCAUCGGCUGGUUCCACAAAAUCGGUUGGGCGUACGACCUCCGGCAAGCUACUCCUGAAAUGAUCAACUCAAUUGCAAAUAGAUUAGGCGACGGAACACCAGUUCACUAUCCGAUUACGAAAUUAGAGUAAAGUCACAAAUGUUUCUAGGUUGUGAGGAAUAAAAUUGAGGUUAAAUUAAUUGUAGUAGUCGCAAUCACAAGUCCAUUGUUAUUCGAGUACCUAUUAAAACACGGUUCCUAACAUUUAAUGUAGUGAUUGACAAUGACAAUUUAUGUAAAUUUCUGUCUACCUACUUAUAGUCCAGAUUCCGUAGAGCAUUUUUACAUUUAAUUACUAUCAAGUUAAUUUUCCGUGAUAGCCCAGUGGAUAUGACCUCUGCCUCCGAUUCCGGAGGGUGUGGGUUCGAAUCCGGUCCGGGGCAUGCAUCUCCAACUUUUCAGUUGUGUGCAUUUUAAGAAAUUAAUUAUCACGUGUCUCAAUCGGUGAAGGAAAACAUCGUGAGGAAACCUGCAUACCAGAGAAUUAUCUUAAUUCUAUGCGUGUGUGAAGUUUGCCAAUCCGCAUUGGGCCAGCAUGGUGGACUAUUCGCCUAACCCCUCUCAUUCUGAGAGGAGACUCGAACUCAGCAGUGAGCCGAAUAUGGGUUGAUGACGACGAAUUUUCCGUGAGUAGCUUCAUCUUGAUGAGACACUCAACUUUUGUAUUUACGAAAGUUCUUGAUUCUGGUAGCUUGAUAGGAACGAGAUAACGUACCACGCAAUAUGUAGGACAAUGUGGCUGUUAAAUUGUAUUAAUUAAGCAACAGUAAAAAAACAGCUGGUUAGUAACAAUUUUUGAAGAACUCCCCUCGUCCCAAAUUGUAUCAGUAACGAGGUCAUCAAAAAUUAACUUGAUAGUAAUCAAUUGUAGAAAUGCUCCCCGGAUCGUGGACUGAUACGGUUCCUAUAACAUGUAAUGUAGUGAUUGACGAUGACAAUUUAUGUAAAAUUCUCUCUGCCUACUUACCUACUAAACUCAUGUAUAUUUUUUCUAAUAAAUAAAAGUAGGUACCUACUCGUAGUCGUAUACCGUAAUGGUUUUCACCCGCCAUUUCUGUUUUGUUCCUUGAGUUGAAAGUUGAAAUAACUAUAACCCAGAUGUGCCUGCUUCUUGGAAACGGUUAGCAUUUACUGUUGCUGUUUUCCACGCGGCAGUGAAAACGUGAAAAUAAACAGCCAAAGUGAAAAUUUGGCAUUAAAAGUAAAAGUGAAAUGAACAAUUAUUUUUAUUUUGCUCAUGAGCAAUUAUGUGAAAUUAUUACUUACUACUAAAUACAUUAAAUAAUAUAAAAUAUCUUGUGGUUUUUUUUUCCGUAAAAUCUUAUUUUAUACAAACGACGCCGCAGACGCGAAAUUCAAUUUUCAGCCACAAAUAUUCCGGGAUAUUAAGUAGCCUCAGUAAACUCCUCUAUCUUCAAGUGAAAUUCCUAUUAAAAUCAGAUGGGCUGGAAAUAUUUUACGCGAGUAGAGCAGUGUGUGACGGCCGGGUAACACAUGAUCUUUGUCUUAAUCGUGUUAAUUUUUAAGUCAGUACCAAUCCCGUGUCGUGGUAAUUUUCAG